Mangifera indica (mango) is the source of this 978-nucleotide messenger RNA. RefSeq lists its product as uncharacterized. Gene Ontology annotation, biological process: maturation of 5.8S rRNA. The transcript has 5 exons. The record is from RefSeq and is a predicted model, not a curated record. Lineage: Eukaryota; Viridiplantae; Streptophyta; Magnoliopsida; Sapindales; Anacardiaceae. Bases 191 to 754 code for a protein of 187 amino acids.
UUCCCAGUAGGCCCAUUCUAGGAAGAGCUCCGCAUCGCUGCGACUUGCUUAACCCCAUCCUGGGUUUCUUUUCUUGUUGUCUUUGUUCCUGUUGGCAGUAGAGCAUACCAAGUUUCACAGCGAAAUGGGUUUAUGAUUUGUUGAUUUUCAGCCCUUGUUUAAUCUUUAUACUAAAAUUUUUAAACUCAGCAUGCCACGGCGGGAGCUUUCCAGCACUUUAAAGAACUUGAAGUUUAUGCAAAGGACGGUUCAUAGGGAUGAAAAGAUUAACAAAGAAGAGGAAGCCAAGCCUGAUGGGAACUUCAUAUUUCCUGGAGAAGUUGAAAGAAAAUGUGUGGUUAUAAUGGAGGGUGAUCCCCAUCCAGGAGCUAUUGUAGGCCGGAUGUCAUUUCAAAGUUUCAAUCCUUCAAUUGAUAAACUGAAUGAAGCAACAAACAAUCUUUUCCAAACAGAAGCAUCUGCCUCAUGUUCUGGCAAUCAAACUGUAAGAAAUUCUGAAAGAGAAAAUGGGUCUUCACAAGAUGGAGCUGGGUGUUUGAAAGUUAGACCACCUGGCGAGGGUAAUAUAGACCUUAAAAGAAAACAGUCUGAAAAACAAUAUUCAAAUAAAUCACUAAAAAUUGUUGAAGCUGGGAGUAAAUCAUCACGAAGUAACCACAAAGGCUCCCACAACCAACCAAGGCGCGACAAGGUUGAUUGGAGUGUUCUUAGACCACCAAAGUUCCCAAGCAAUAAGAGCGAGCUCAAGCAAUAGAUUUUUGUCAUUUUUUUUCCCUGUUUUGUAUAUUUCAGGUCCUAGUAUUUCAGGUAAGCUUGUUGUGAUCUUCUGAAUUUCCAAUUUUGUUCAUUAGCCAUUUAUUUAUAUUGCCUAACAUUGAGAUUUAGAGUCUCUCAUGUCCGACAUUAAGUUCCUCUUGUAUUCAGAACCAUUAGAAUCUGCAUUUGAUCAGCAUAAACACUUUUGUACCUGUUACACCA